Messenger RNA from Caenorhabditis sp. 36 PRJEB53466, 959 nucleotides. The record is from the annotation of a GenBank genome assembly. Lineage: Eukaryota; Metazoa; Nematoda; Chromadorea; Rhabditida; Rhabditidae.
AUGAACGCCAAGAUUCAUUACAACCUUGGAAAAGUGAUGGGAGAUAGCGGGUUGACAAAGGACGCCGAGAAGAACUACUGGAAUGCGAUAAAGUACUCGAGAGAGAGAGAGAGAGAGAGAGACUGAAGAAAUUAGGGCCACAAACAUCACUUCUUGUUGUUUCAGACUAAACCCGACCUAUGAACAAGCGCUCAACAACUUGGGAAAUCUUCUCGAAAAGUCUGGAGAUAGCAAAACCGCGGAGAGUUUGUUAGCCAGAGCAGUCGCAUUGAAACCAAACUUUGCGGUGGCGUGGAUGAAUCUUGGGAUAUCGCAGAUGAACUUGCAAAAAUUCCAAGACGCAGAAAAAUCACUCAAAAACUCAUUGGCUCUCCGUCCCAAUUCCGCGCAUUGCCUGUUCAAUCUCGGAGUACUCUAUCAAAGAACAAAUCGCGAGUUGUUAGCAAUGUCCGCGUGGAAAAACGCGACAAUGUAAGUCAGAGAAAGCAUAGCGUGUGAAAAUGAGUCAUUUUUUCUUUUUCAGAGUCGAUUCCUCCCACGCGCACUCUUGGACGAAUCUCUUCGUGGUUCUUGAUCACUUGGAUAAUUGUGUGGAAGUUCUUGAACUGGCUUCUCAAGCACUGUUGACUGUUCCGCAAGAGUCAAGGGUUCACAUGCAGAUUGGGUCGUGUUAUGCGAAACAAAAAGAGUUUUCAAAGGCUGAGUACCAUAUAACUACUGCAAUAGACUUGAGUCCGACUUCGCCCUUGUAUCAUGCAAAUCUCGGUACCUGAUAGUAAUUAUAAAACUUACAGAAAUUUGUUUUUUUUCCAGGAGUACUGUUUCAACGCAUGAAUCGAGUGAAAGAAGCUGAAACCCAAUAUCGAGUUGCUUUGAUGAUGGACUCGAAGAACACAAUUGCAAAGCAGAAUCUGUUGAAGCUAGAGCAAAGCAGUCCCGGAAACUCUACAACACCCUGA